AUGACAGGUGUUACACACACUGAAAUAACACAACAAGCAUUUAUCCGUAGUCUCGCACGUUACUUUAUCGAUACACAUUCCAUUCGACAUCAAGAGAUUAAUAAAAAUCAAGAAUAUACUAUUGAUGAACUCUAUCGUCUGGCAUAUCCUCAUUGGACUACGAAUCAAUUACAACAGCGAACGUAUCCGUUGAAAUCUAUUCUUGAUACGAUUCUGGCAGAGAACGGCUUGGUCGAUUUUGAUGCUUGGACGAAAAAAUUACCAGCAGCCCAUUUCGAUAGUGAAGCAUUUAGCAAUGGAAGUCGACGCAUUCUUCAAUUACGACGACAAAUCAUUAAUGAUGCACGUGCAAAACAUAAAAAUUUGACUGAAGCUCGUAAACGUCUCGGACAACUGUUACAUACCUUACAAGACUUUUAUUCACAUUCGAACUGGAUCGAGUUAGGCAAAGUGAGUAUUAACGAUCGGUUAGGCAUUGACGACAAUAUUGGACGGGUCGCUGCACCCAAUCAAUCGACUUGUACUAGCAGUGGUUGUUUAAAAAUUCGAGUACGAUGUAGUUUCUAUCAAAAAAUCACAUUGAAUAGAUGUCCAUUGGAAUAUUACGAAUGUAAAAAUAAUAUUCGACCAGAAAUUAUUGCUCAAGGUCUACUAACAAGUGGUUAUUCGAGUAAUCAACAUAAUGAAAAUAAUGAUCCAGUUACCAAACCAAUCAAUGUCGAAAAAUGUUCACAUGGUUCAGUGAUGGAUAUUACCUCGCAUCAGCCAGCCAUUGGCGGAAUCAAUAAAGAUACAACCAUUCCAAUAUAUUCACCCCGUUUCGAUCUUCACUACGAAGCGGCCAAUCUAGCAGUGAUUGCUACCGAGAAAUUUUUCAAUGAUCUUCGUCAUGAUUUGGGCAAUGAUAAUUUCGAUCAUCUGUUUGCCAUUCAUCCAACGGUUAAAGAAUUGCAUGCAGCAUCGAAAGCCAUUGCUCACAUGCGAAAAUGGCAAUUCUUCUCCCCAGCCAUUUCCAGUGGUUUGAGUUGGCAAGUUGCAGCAGAUGGAAACACAGCCGGAUCCAUGUACCCAGAUCAAAGCUUGUAUCCAUCAAAUUCGGGACCGGAACUGACCCGCCGGAUCAACAGAACUUUGGAACGAGCUGCGCAAAUUGAACAAUCUGAAGGUGGAACGAAGCGCGAUUGGUUUGCUCCAAUCGUUGCCGAUGCGGAAGCUGGAUUUGGAGGUCCUUUAAAUUGUUUUGAAAUUAUGAAAGCCUAUAUUGAAGCCGGAGCUGCUGGAGUUCAUUUCGAAGAUCAAUUGGCUUCGGAGAAAAAAUGCGGGCAUAUGGGCGGAAAGGUAUUGAUCCCAAACAGUGCCCAUUUACGAAAUUUGAAUGCGGCUCGUUUGGCAGCGGAUGUUUACGGAGUGCCAAGCAUAAUCGUCGAACUCGGAGCCAUGGGCUACAAAUUUCAAUUCAUUACACUGGCAGGAUUUCAUUCGGUGAACUUUGGAAUGUUCGAACUUGCUCGAAAGUACAAGGACCGUGGAAUGGCCGCCUAUUCAGAACUUCAACAGGCCGAAUUUGAUGCUGAAAAAAAUGGAUACACGGCUGUUCGACACCAGCGGGAAGUUGGAACCGGAUAUUUCGAUUUAGUGACUAUGGCUGUUGCAGGUAAAGAAAUUGAAGGAAUGAGAACUAUAGAGAAUUUAUCUGAUCGAGUACAAGAUGAUAGGGGGCGUGGAGAUAAAAUUCGUGAAGUCACUGAAGGUCAUGAUGGAACUUGGGUCGCUCACCCGGGUCUCGUCAGUGUGGCCGCGGAUGCUUUCAGUGAUGUGCUGGGCACAAAAGCGAACCAGGUGGACCGCCAAAGACCUGAUGUAAAUCCAUCUGCAGCAGAUUUGAUCCAGUUUCCGACUGGGGAACGAACAGAAGUUGGACUUCGGCAUAAUAUCAAUGUCACGUUGGGCUAUUUGGAAUCCUGGCUACGUGGAACAGGUAAGUUAAUCAUUUUUCAAAACUAA
This is a messenger RNA of Rotaria sp. Silwood2, 2004 nucleotides long. Lineage: Eukaryota; Metazoa; Rotifera; Eurotatoria; Philodinida; Philodinidae. The record is from the annotation of a GenBank genome assembly.